Molecule: messenger RNA, 759 nt
Organism: Aureococcus anophagefferens
Lineage: Eukaryota; Pelagophyceae; Pelagomonadales; Pelagomonadaceae
Exons: 1
Coding region: 1-759 (252 amino acids)
Biological process (GO): rRNA methylation
Molecular function (GO): rRNA (adenine-N6-)-methyltransferase activity
Source: RefSeq, a predicted model, not a curated record
AUGAAGGACUGGGAGCUCGAGGCGGCGCUGGCGGCGCUGGAUCCCUUCGCGCCGGAGACGGCGAACUACGAGCUCGAGCAGUACAGCACGUCGGCGCACCUCGCGGCGCAGAUCGUGCUCUGCGCGGCGCGGAGCUUCGGCGACGUCGAGGGCCAGGUCGUGCUGGACCUGGGCUGCGGCACGGGCAUCCUGAGCUGCGCCUGCGCCCUCGCGGGCGCGGCGCGCGUCGUCGGCGUCGACGUCGACGACACCGCGCUCGCGGCGGCCGCGGAGAACCUCGAGCGCUGCAGCUGCGAGGCCGACGUCGACCUCGUCCGCGGAGACGUGGACGCGGCGCCGCCCCUGCGCCUGGCCGCGGUCCCGGAUAUUUGUGUGAUGAACCCGCCCUUCGGCACGCGGAACGUCGGCGUCGACGCGCGCUUCGUCAGAUUCGCGCUCGGCCGCGUGUCCUCCGCGGUCUACUCGCUCCACAAGAGCUCGACGCGGGCCUACUUCGUCGACCGCGCGCCCGAGUGGGGCGCGUCGGCGCAAAUCGUCGCCGAGCUCAAGUUCGACCUGCCCAAGACCUACAAGUUCCACCGGGACGAGAGCCGCGACGUCCGCGUGGACCUCAUCCGCUUCGCCGUCGGCGGCGACGCGCUGCCGCCGCCGCCGCCGCCGCCGCCGCCGGGCCGGGGCAAGGGGGGCAAGGGCAAGGGGGGCGCGCGCGGCCGCGGCCGGGCGAAGGGCGACCAGCGGGGCCGCGGGCGGAGGCGAUGA